Molecule: messenger RNA, 1014 nt
Organism: Guyanagaster necrorhizus
Lineage: Eukaryota; Fungi; Basidiomycota; Agaricomycetes; Agaricales; Physalacriaceae
Product: 5'/3'-nucleotidase sure
Exons: 9
Coding region: 1-1014 (337 amino acids)
Molecular function (GO): nucleotidase activity
Source: RefSeq, a predicted model, not a curated record
AUGCUCGCUAUCUUUUUCCCUGCCAUCCUGCUCACCGCCUUCUCGCUCCCUGCGCACUGUGACUCAAAGAGCUCGUCGUUGAAUAUCCUCUUGACCAACGAUGAUAGUUGGGCGUCGGCAAACAUCAGAGCGACGUACUCUGCUCUCAAGGCAGACGGCCAUAACGUCCUCUUGGUAGCGCCCGCCGUGCAACAGUCUGGCCGAGGAGGCACCUUUGUCCUUCCCACCACCAACAUAACACCGCCUGGCGGAGAAUUUGGCUCAAUACCUGUCGGUGCACCCUACUUUGGUCAUGACGAGAAUGACCAGAACCUAUGGUAUUUCAAUGGAACACCCGCGGCCUCAGCAGUGUUCGGCAUUGACAUCAUCGCUCCUAUGCGCUUUGGCGACAAGCCCAUUGACCUUGUCGUCUCUGGUCCAAACGAGGGCAGCAACAAUGGCCCGUUCGUGUACACCCUUAGCGGCACUAUCGGCGCGUCCUACACGUCCGUUGAGCGAGGGAUACCGGCAAUAGCUGUAUCUGCGGGCAACGGUACUCAUCGCUCAUUCACGACCAACACAGGCGCAGAGGACGAUCCGGCUAACAUCGCCGCUCAGGUUACUUUUACUUUUUUGACAGCCAACUUUGUUGCUGCUCUUGCCCAAAGUGUCGAUUUCACAAAGUCCCGCCUUCUCCCCCUCGGUGUUGGUAUUGGGAUCAAUAUGCCUGUAUUUGGACCAGGAAACCCUUGUGUAGCUCCUCCAUUCAUUUCGACGCGUAUGACUGGCGGUGCUGUCAUCGACCGUCUUUCGAUUGACCCGACAACAGGGUUUCCUGUAUCUACUGACUUGGUAGCUGACGGCCUCAACAUCGCCUUAAAUGGGAAUCCCCAACUUCCCGGUGAAACGCUUACCAGUGCAGAAUGCAAGACCGCGGUAAGCGUGUACUCAGUGGACUAUGAUGCCCCUUCUACGGUGGCUGCCCCCAUCCAGGAGCACCUUGCCCCAAUCUUUGGGAAAACGAAAUCGGACUAA